Iphiclides podalirius (scarce swallowtail) is the source of this 2664-nucleotide messenger RNA. The record is from the annotation of a GenBank genome assembly. Lineage: Eukaryota; Metazoa; Arthropoda; Insecta; Lepidoptera; Papilionidae.
AUGGCGACCACUAAGUUAGCGUUUACGGUGUUUUUGUUUACGAUAGCUGAAGUGCGGUGUGAAUUUCGCAGAAUCAAUCUGCUAUCUACGAAUAAAGAUGUAGUUUGGACUCUAAGCAAUAACAAAAUACAGGUGCCCGGAACGGUGCCCGGUGGUGUUUAUUCCGAUUUGCAGAAGGCCGGUGUCAUAGGUGACAUCCUGUCUGGUUUUAACGACGUGCAGACACGUUGGGUGGCACACGACACAUGGACUUACACAGCCAAUUUCACAGUGAACAAGAACGCCUUCAGAUUUUCGGUUGUCAAUUUGGUUUUCGAAGGAGUAGAUACAGUUGGAUUUGUUGAAAUCAAUGGUUCACCAAUCGGCACCACUAACAACAUGUUCGUGAGAUAUGUCUUUGACGUUAAAGAACGAUUAAAGAUGGGCGUAAACGAACUGAAAAUAACAUUCGCGUCGCCAGUUGAAGUGGCCCGAAUUCGUUCCAAGAAGCAUUUCGCUGCGCCCGUCUGCGUUCCGGAUUUGUACAACGGAGAGUGUCACGCUAACCAAUUACGAAAGAUGCAGGCAUCGUUCGGUUGGGAUUGGGGCCCGGCUUUCCCUUCGGUCGGCAUUUGGAAACCGGUGUUUCUAGAACUUUAUGACGGCGCUUUAAUACGCUCGUUGAGUACUCGUAUAGAGAUGAAAGACCUCGACUGGCAUUUAAAGGUUAUUGCUCACGUCGAAACUGGUACAAAGAAGAAGCGUUUGAAAGGCUUCCUAAGCGCCUCGUUAGAAGUCGACGGUGGUCAAUCGUUAAUGAUCGGAAGGGAUGUUGAAGUUGUAACAAGGGACGACGGUACGGGCGAAGUGGAACUCGAUAUGAACGUUCCUCGUAACGUAGUCAGUCUUUGGUGGCCCAACGGUUUUGGUGACCAGCCGUUAUAUGACCUUGAAGUUUCUUUGAAAACGCGCCGUAAUUGCGAUGACGUCUUCACAAAACGCGCAAAGAUCGGUUUCCGAACGUUAGAAGUCGUCGAAGAGGAUGCGUCCAAAAUUUUCAAAAACACAACAGCUGGAAGGGGUCUCACGUUCUACUUCAAAGUGAAUGGUUAUCCAAUCUUCAUGAAGGGCUCGAAUUGGAUACCUGCAAAUAUUUUACCCGAGCUCGGAUAUGACGAAAAAACAGUCGACGAUCUUCUAUUAGCAGCGAGGGACACUCACAUGUCAAUGCUCCGAGUUUGGGGAGGAGGCGUUUAUGAGUCGGACUAUUUCUACGAGAGAUGCGAUCAGCUUGGCAUUUUGAUUUGGCAAGAUUUUCUGUUCGCCUGCUCCAUGUAUCCCGCUGAUCAGGAAUUUCUCGACACUGUCAAAGUGGAAAUCGAACAGACUGUGACCCGUCUGCAGCGGCAUCCGUCUAUUGCGAUCUGGGCGGGCAACAACGAGAACGAAGUGGCACUAAGGGGCAACUGGUACGGGACGGUGGCGCAGUUCUCCAAGUAUAGAGAGGAAUACAUAAAACUGUACGUCGACACGAUUGGGCCGAUAGUGCGGGCGCUAGAUCCGGGCAGGCGCUAUCUCGUCUCCAGCCCGUCGAACGGUCUGGAAUCGGUACGCGAGGGCUACAUAGCCCGCAACCCGUACGACCCCCAUUACGGCGACACCCACUACUACAACUACUUGGCGGACAACUGGAACCAGAACAUUUACCCCAACACGCGCUUUGCGUCUGAAUACGGCUUCCAAUCGCUGCCUUCCUUGAAAACUAUGGCCACGGCGACGAACAACACGGCCGACUACGCGGUCAACAGCGAGUACUCGAAGCACAGACAACACAGCCCCAAAGGGUACGAAUUCAUAACGGACCAAAUGACUCGACAUUUGAAGCUGAGCAAGAGUGCUCCGGAUUAUUUCGAGAAGUUCGUUUUUUACAGUCAGAUCAGUCAAGCGAUGGCGAUAAAAGCCGAGACGGAAUUCUACCGGCAAAGUCAAGCCGACUGGUACACGAUGGGUGCCCUCUACUGGCAACUGAACGACGUAUGGCAAGCUCCAUCUUGGUCAAGUAUUGAGUAUGGCGGGAAAUGGAAAAUGCUGCAUUACUUCGCCAAGUCGUUCUUCGCGCCCGUACUAGUGUCACCUCGCAUGCUCCUCACUGAUAUAGUUGAUGUGUACCUUAUUAACGAUCGACUAGUCCCAAUUGUGGACGGCAAGAUAACUGUACAGUAUUACAAUUGGAGCAGUUUAGUGCCGUUUAAGUCGCAGCAAUUUCUCGCCGACGCUGGAGUGUUGAGCACCGAAAAGCAGACGUCAGUGGGAUUGUGGCAUUUUGAUAAAUCCGAAAUCUUCCUGAGGUUUUCGCUGGAAUUUGAGGGAGUGCAGUACUCGCCUCAUAAUUUCGUAUUUCCGAAACCGUUGAAGGAUAUCAAAGGACUAAAGGAGCCUCACAUAAAGAUAACCGUUUCGAACGGCUUAAAACAAAGGUCGAAGGUGGAAUACAGACACAUUGUGAACAUUCAGGUGGAUACAGUGGUCCUGUUUCUUUGGCUGGAAACAGAUUUGCCACAUGGCCGGUUCCUUGACAACGGCCUUGUGAUAUCGCAAUCGCUAACAUCUGUGGACUACAUAACGCGUAAACGCAUAUCUGCGGCGGAAUUGAAAAGGAGCAUAUCGUAUAAAUACUACAUGAAC